Pezoporus occidentalis (night parrot) is the source of this 2447-nucleotide messenger RNA. It is a transcript of the gene FOXE3, whose product is annotated as forkhead box E3. Bases 763 to 1911 code for a protein of 382 amino acids. Gene Ontology annotation, biological process: cell differentiation; anatomical structure morphogenesis; regulation of transcription by RNA polymerase II. The transcript has a single exon. Gene Ontology annotation, molecular function: RNA polymerase II cis-regulatory region sequence-specific DNA binding; DNA-binding transcription factor activity, RNA polymerase II-specific. NCBI's taxonomy places the organism in Eukaryota, Metazoa, Chordata, Aves, Psittaciformes, Psittacidae. The record is from RefSeq and is a predicted model, not a curated record.
UCCUUGCUCAACCUGCAGGAGGUACUUGAGGGCACCCCCAAGCUCUGCGGACCAUUCCUUUCUCCUAAGGGAAAAGAAAAACCAAACCAACCAACCUUUUCUCAGUCUUUCCUUACCUAAGAGGUCUCACCAGGCUGCGAAGUAACUAAACUGAGGGGCUUGGUUUUGGAGAGAAACCCCCGGCUGGGCCGGCCUCUGAGCGCUUCUCGCAUGGUAAGAAAGACAACGAAAUCCAAGCGGUGGGGAGAUCCCGGCGGUGGGUUACCUGCUGUGCUGCUGGGGGCUGCCUGCCGCACCAGUCUCGCCCCGGUCUGGCUGUGGGGACUCGCUUUGUUCAGUUUUUCCCCUGGGAGGAAACACCCGUUAAAAAUAAAGUAAAAGAUGGCCCGGGAGCGGAGCCGGCAGCAGCGCUGGCACCCGGGAACCUCAGGGAGGGACCGCUCGGGGGCAUGGCUGCGAGGUAGAGCCUUAUGGAGAGGCUGGGGGAUUUAGCCAUGGGAUUCAGGACCCCUCCCCAGGGGCCUCCUCCUCCCGCCGAGGAGAGGGGCCGGGGCGGGCCGGGCACAACACACCCCUCUGGGGGGGGCGGCCGCCCUAUAUAUUGCCAAGCUGCUCAGGACGGACCUCCCUACCACCGGGAGCUGCCGCGGCGCCUGCCCCCCUCCCCGUCCCCUCCCUUUUCCCCCUUCCCUUCCCCUGGGGGGGGGCUUUUUCUCCCGCAGCCCCCCCGUCCUCCUCCGAGGAGGAAGGCGAGGGCCGUAUAUGAACGCGGCCGGCUUCCCCUGCCUCAGAGGCAUGUGCACGCUGCCGGCGCCCAGCCCCGCCGCUGCGGCCAGCCCCGGCUCCCCCGGGCCGCCCCGGGGGUCUCCGUCGGUGAAGCCGGAGCCGCGGGGCGUUGGGAGCAGCCCUCCGCCGCCGCCCCCCGAGGAGCCGCCGCCUCCCGCCGGUGGCCGCCGCAGGAAGCGGCCGGUGCAGCGGGGCAAACCCCCCUACUCCUACAUCGCCCUCAUCGCCAUGGCCAUCGCCAACGCCGCCGAGAGGAAGCUCACCUUAGGGGGCAUCUACAAGUUCAUCACCGAGCGCUUCCCCUUCUACCGGGAAAACCCCAAGAAGUGGCAGAACAGCAUCCGCCACAACCUCACCCUCAAUGACUGCUUCGUCAAGAUCCCCCGGGAGCCCGGCCACCCCGGUAAGGGCAACUACUGGACGCUGGACCCGGCCGCAGAGGACAUGUUCGACAACGGGAGCUUCCUGCGCCGGAGGAAGCGCUUCAAGCGCACCGACAUCACCACCUACCCCGGCUACAUGCAAAACUCCAGUGCCUUCACACCCCCACCCGCCGGCCGCCCUGCAGCACCAGCAGCCCCCUACCCCAACACCCUCUGCUCGCCUGGCUAUGGCCCCCAGCUCUCCAGCACUGUCUUCCACCCCUACGCUGCCGGAGCAGCACCUCCAGCACAGCAUCCCAGAAUGUUCAGCAUCGACAGCCUCAUCAGCGGGCAGCAGGCCCUGCAGCCCUCGCCGCCAUCUGACCUGGGCCACCCAUCACUGGGCUUGCCCGGGGCUGAGCUGGCUCCUACCUGCUCCACCAGCAGCUCCGAGCCUCCCUGCUUCCAGGCGCAGCCUGUCAGUCCCAGCUUGUUGGGCCGGGCUGGCCCUAACACCUUGGCUUACCCCUAUGCUGCCUCACCCCCACAUCUGCCCGUGGCACAGGGCAGCUACUCACCAGGCAGCCCGCAGCUCUAUGGGGCUCCCAACAGACUGUCCCUGCCAGCCAUGAGGCCCCCAGCCUGUGCUGAACAUAGCGAGCAGCUCCUGGGGCUCUCUGCAUCGUCCCUUGGCCAAUUCAGCUCCAGCAACUCCUACAUGAGGCAGCCCAAUUUCCCCGCCAGCCUGGAGCGGUACAUGUGAUGGGGUCAGGGGAGGCUUGGAUGGGUGUCCCAAAGCUCCCAUAGGCAACUCUGGACAUAUGGACUUCUCCUUGCCAUGGGGAUUGGCUGGGGUGGGGUUGGAGGUCCUCAGGUUCUGGCUGUGUGCAGACACACACUUAUGGGGUGACCUAACUCAUCUCUUUCUCAGCCUAUGUUUAGCUGAAGGAAAGGUGAUCUAUUUUCCUACCCCAUCCUCUCUCGGAAAAGACGUUCUCCGGCUUUGUUUGCCAGGCAGGUCUCCCCAUGCCCAGGGGGUGUCCAUUCCCCACCGCCCAACCCCAGGGAUACUGUCUGCAGCAGGGCACCUCGGGACAACUCUGGAGCAAGGAGGAGCACACCCAGGAGGUGGGUGCACGGUGUAACUGCAGGAACUGUCUCACAAAUGGGCUUUCUUCCCUGGGUUCCUCCUGUAUAGCUGGAAUGAAAGUUACUAAAAAGACAAAAAACAACCACUAAACCAAUUCACUGGAUUUUAAAUGAAUAUUUAAGAUGUUUAUAUUUUUGUUUCCCUGUAGG